AUGAAGAAGAUCAUAUCUGAAGAAGCUAUCAAGAUAUUCAUUGAUUAUAGCUUUCCUAAUCAUGUGUACAAGUUGAUGAAAGAUCUCUAUGGAUUAGAACAAGCUCCUAGGUCUUCGUAUGAAAUAUUAACUGAGUUUUUGAUCUACAACGGUGAAAUGUCAAACAAGAUGGUGGAACAUUUUGUUCAUCAAAUGCAAUCUGAAUUUAAGACGAGUCUUCUAGGAGAACUCACUGACUUUCCUUGUCUACAAGUAAAGAAAAUGGACGACUACAUCUUUAUUUCUCAAAGCAAGUAUGCAAAUAGUAUAGUGAAUAAGUUUGGGUUUGACAAGGCAAGUCAUAAGAGAACUCCUAGUGCAAAACAUGUGAAAUUAUCCAUAGAUGAUAAUGGUGUUGAUGUUGUGAAAAGUCUAUAUAGAAGCAUGAUUGGUAGUAUGCUAUAUCUAAAAGCAAGAAGACUUAACAUCAAAUUUUUAGGUAUUUGUGCUAGAAACCAAGCUAAGCCCAAGGCUAGUAAUCUCACUCAAGUGAAGAGAAUCAUGAAAUAUAUAAGUGGAACUUGUGACUAUGGUAGUCUUUAUUCUCAUGAUACUAACUCAAUACUAGUAGGGUAUUAUGAUGUUGAUUAG
Messenger RNA from Lathyrus oleraceus (garden pea), 630 nucleotides. RefSeq lists its product as uncharacterized. The transcript is spliced from 2 exons. Bases 1 to 630 code for a protein of 209 amino acids. Lineage: Eukaryota; Viridiplantae; Streptophyta; Magnoliopsida; Fabales; Fabaceae. The record is from RefSeq and is a predicted model, not a curated record.